AUGAAUGAUUCAAACUUAUUAAAUUCCAUCAAUCAAUUGAAUUUUAAUUCUGAUACUUCCUCUUUACAACAAGAUCAGACACCAACUACUGGUGGCAACACAAUUGAUUCUAGUAAUACAAGUUAUUUUAAUAAUGAUUAUUUACCGCUUUCAUAUCAACAACAACAAUCACAACAACAAGAUUUUACAUCCAAGAAUAGAAUAUGGAAUCAAACAAACUACUCAAAUCAAAAUCAAAAUUGGCAACAACAACAAAAAUUUCAACCAUUAAGUUCAAAAGAUUCUUAUGAUAAUAGUUUUUUUGGUGAUUUAGAUUCAACUCAAUCAACAACUAAUAAAUAUAUGAAAAAUGCAUUAUUAAAUGCACCAAGUUAUAUCCCAAAUCAAUAUUCAAAUAAAUAUCCUCAAACACCAACAUCAAAUUCAAGAUUUGGUAAUGAGAUAGAUUCACAAAAAGAAGAAAUUACAAAAUUAAGAAAUGAAUUAAUUUUAAAAAAUCAAAUUAUUAAAAAUUUAACUGAACAAAUUAAUAUAAUGAUAAAAAAUAAAAACAAUAAAUCAUAUUAUGAAAUGAAAGAUGAAUCAUUAAUUUCAUCUUAUAAAAUCCCCACAAAUCAUUUCCAAUUAUUUCAAGAUUUAUCAAAAACAUUACAAGAAAAAUGUGAAGAAGUUGAUGAAUUAAAUCAAAGAAUUGAAAUUAUUUUGGUAUCUAAUCAUUUAGUAAACAACCCAAACCCCUUUUCAGUUGAUAUUGAAGAAUUAAGUCAUAAAUUAUUAAAUAAAAUGAAUCAAUUACAAAAGGAAAAUGAUGAAUUAUUGAAAAUGGUAAGUUUAAGUAGUAAACAAAGUUUAAUUGUUGAAAAUGAAUUAUUGAAAAAAGAAUUUGAAAAAAGUAACGGAUAG
This is a messenger RNA of Lodderomyces jiufengensis, 903 nucleotides long. It is a transcript of the gene MUM2, whose product is annotated as Mum2p. The transcript is spliced from 2 exons. The coding region runs from base 1 to 903 and encodes 300 amino acids. The record is from RefSeq and is a predicted model, not a curated record. Lineage: Eukaryota; Fungi; Ascomycota; Pichiomycetes; Serinales; Debaryomycetaceae.